Penicillium malachiteum is the source of this 1383-nucleotide messenger RNA. RefSeq names its product cation diffusion facilitator family transporter. The record is from RefSeq and is a predicted model, not a curated record. Lineage: Eukaryota; Fungi; Ascomycota; Eurotiomycetes; Eurotiales; Aspergillaceae. Gene Ontology annotation, cellular component: membrane. Gene Ontology annotation, biological process: transmembrane transport; monoatomic cation transport. Gene Ontology annotation, molecular function: monoatomic cation transmembrane transporter activity. The transcript has a single exon. Bases 1 to 1383 code for a protein of 460 amino acids.
AUGGAGGAACACAUUCGUCAAAGUCUUUCCAACCACCCGAACGCUUUGCAUCACUUGCAUAGCAAUAGCAGCAGCCCUCACCCUUCCCAACGAUCCGUCGAUAGAAUGGCCCGGACUAUCAAUGAGGGUACCUCAACUGCUCUUGAGCACGAGCUGAGUGUCAUUCAGCAAGGUCGUUCAGGUAGUCCAGAUGAAGAGGGCCGUCCUCCUCCACGAUACACCGCAGAGAGUGAUCCAUUCCACCUCGCUUCAAAGCUCAAGUCCGAAGAUGAGAUUCGCGAGAUAAGGGCCAACACCUCACGGAAGCGUGAUGGCAACUCUUCCGGAGGUGCUAAGGUCAUGGAUAUCAUGCGGCAGCCCGGUAUCAAACAGGCUCUUAUUACUCGCAAGUUGCAGGGCUUCUACGAAGAGCAGAACGAGAACAUCGAGCGCAUGUUGAAGCCUGUCGAGGAACAUGUACGGGCGGCUCGUGAAUUGAACAUCGAAAACAGCCUCAAGUACAAAAUUGCAGUCUAUGCCAGUUUUGCUGCCAAUGUUAUUCUGUGUGUUGUGCAGGUCUAUGGUGCCGCCUCAUCCGGAUCGCUGUCGCUGUUCACUACCAUGGCUGACGCCAUCUUCGACCCCAUGUCCAACCUGACCCUCCUGCUGUCCAACAAGGCCGUCAACCGAGUCGACCCUCGCAAAUUCCCUGCUGGCAAAGCUCGUAUUGAGACGGCUGGUAACAUCUGCUUCUGUUUCAUCAUGACUGCUGUUUCAAUGAUCAUUAUCGCUUUCUCCAUCCGUGAGCUCGUCGAAGGCUCCGCCACCCUUAAAUCUUCCUUCCACCUUCCCUCGAUCAUCGCUGUCUCCGUUGCCUUUUUCACCAAGCUCGCUCUGUUCUUAUACUGCUUUGCUCUGCGCAAUCAAGUCUCUCAGAUUCGUAUUCUGUGGGAGGAUCACCGCAACGAUCUUCUGAUUAACGGUAUCGGUGUUAUGACUUCGAUUAUGGGUAGUAAGAUUCGGUGGUGGAUCGAUCCCAUGGGUGCUAUUAUCCUGUCGCUCAUUGUCAGCGGUUUGUGGUUGCACUCUGCCUAUGGUGAAUUCCAGUUGUUGAUCGGUGUCACUGCCGAUACCAAGAUGCAACAGCUCAUCACCUACAUCUCAAUGACCCAUUCGCCCUUGAUCACAGCCAUCGACACUGUUCGUGCAUACACAUCUGGUCCUCGUCUAGUUGUUGAAGUUGAUAUUGUCAUGGAUGCCGCCGAUUCCCUUCGUGCGACCCACGAUGUCGCUGAGGAACUCCAGAUCAAGCUCGAGUCUCUGCCUGAUGUGGAGCGUGCCUACGUUCACGUUGACUACGAGACUACCCACAAGCCUGAGCAUUUUCUCAAGAAGGAGCUAUAA